Messenger RNA from Lodderomyces beijingensis, 618 nucleotides. Lineage: Eukaryota; Fungi; Ascomycota; Pichiomycetes; Serinales; Debaryomycetaceae. The record is from the annotation of a GenBank genome assembly.
AUGGUUUGCGCAUUUUCAUCGACUCUCAUAUCGCUCAUUUUUGCACUAUUAGCUGAAGGCGCCGCCAUUCCCAAAAGUUUCAAGCCGCAAAGUCCCCAGUUCAUAGCUAUAGGUUUCCAUGUCAUUGAAAAGCCAAUCACUUUUGACCCAAGGGGCUAUUCCAAGCGGGCGGGGCCAGUUUCGCUAAGUUUGAUCGAUGAAGGUGCCGCCUACACUGCUCAAAUCACCAUUGGUUCGAACCAACAACCACAGAUUGUCCAGCUUGACACCGGGUCGAGCGAUUUGCGGGUCGUGGAUGCAAAUGCCCAAUGCCGAAACGGUGAUAGCAAGCAAGGUGGAACAUUUGACCCCGAUUGUUCAUCAACAUGGCAAACUUCCGGUGAGAAAUUCGACAUGGAAUAUGCUGAUGAAACUUCCUCGAGGGGCACAUAUGGUGCCGACACGGCAGGGAUUGGCGGAGCUUCAAUCACGAAGCAGCAGUUUGCUGUGGUCAGCGAUACAAGCUCAAAGAAGGGCGUUUGGGGGAUCGGGUUCAAUUCGCUUGAGGUCACGACUACCUAUGACAAUGUCCCCAGUAGCAUGAGAAAGCAAGGAAUAAUUGCCAAAAGCGCCUACUAG